GGUGAUGUGAAUGGUGCAAAUAAUUAAGUAACAUUAAUGACACACACAAUCUCACUCUUAGAGUUGGCUGAUUUGAAAUGCACCAUUUAAUGUCAAGUAUUAGACAUACGAAUCGUCGCUAUUUAGAAUUUAGCAUUAAAUUUUAAACUACCAAAACUUCAAACCUUCAGUUAUAUCAAGCACAAGCCACACUACUACUAAUAAUUACUUAUUUCAACACUAACUAAUGGUAGUACUCAUUUUUGUCCACCAUGAAAGUCCCUCCUAAGAAACCUCACUUUUUCAAACCUAUUUUGCCUGGCUUCAAGCAUGGAAUGAAAAUACCAAUAGGUUUCUUGAAGUAUCUGAAGGGACAUGAUCAGUAUGAGCAUGCAAUACUAAGAAGGGCUGAUAAAAAGUGGCUGGUGAAGGUGAAUGGCAGUCGAUUAGAAGAGGGUGAUUGGAAAGAUUUUGUAGAACAACAUGAUUUGCAAUUGGGAGAUAUUUUAGUGUUCAAACAUGAAAGAGACAUGAUAUUUGAGGUUUCCAUCUUUGAUUCAAGUCAUUGUGACAGAGAAUACAUGCAUGAAGAAGAAACUGCCAAGAAAUUUUAUUUGAAAGAAAAACCACAGCCCGACAUAACGUCGUCAAGCAAGGCUGUUCCCAAUGUAGAAGAUGCUAAGGGCUUGAAUCACAGUCCCUCUCAUUUUAUUUGUACCAUGAAAUCCUAUUGCAUUUCAAAGUGUUUUCUGCCUGUUCCAAGCCCAUUUGCACGGCUAAACGGUCUCAGGAACAGGAGAUGUGCGAUAAUUAUAAUAGACGAGCAAAGGUUAUGGACCUUUAGGCUAUAUUUCUCUGGCUACACCACCAACAUUGGAGGUGGAUGGCGUAACUUCUGCUUUGCAAAUUGCUUAAAGGAAGCAGAUCGCCUAAUGUUUGAGACAAUAGCCAAUGGAGAGAAGCCUAUAUUGAAGUUUCGCGAUCUGAGAGGAAAUGCAUCACUCCAGCCCGAAGGAAAGCAGACUAAUUUGGAUACUGAAAGAGUUUCCACUCAAGAUUUGAGGGGAAAUGCGUCUCUCUAUCCUGAAGGAAACGAGACUAAUUUGCAUGCUAGAAGAGUUUCCACUGGAGAGAAACCAACGCCCAACAUCAUGUCGUCAGGCAAGGCUGUUCCCGAUGUAGAAUCUGCUUCUAAGGGCUUGCAUCUCAGCCAGUCUCAUUUUAUUUGUACCAUGAAAUCCUAUUGCCUUUCAAAGUGUUUUCUGCAACUUCCAAGCCCAUUUGCAAGGCUAAACGGUCUCAGGAACAGGAAAUGUGCGAUAAUGAUAAGAGAUGAGCAAAGGUCAUGGACAUUUAGGUUAUAUUCGUCUGGCAGACACACCUGCAUUGCAGGUGGAUGGCGUGACUUCUGCAUUGCUAAUGGCUUAAAGGAAGGAGAUCGAGUAAUGUUUGGGGUAGUCGCCAAUGGAGAAAAGCCUACAUUGAAGUUUCACGGCAAAUAUCUCAUCCAAGCCCUUCCCUUAAAUUUCAUCCAGUUCUCCAAUUUUGUUUUCAAGUUUUAUGAGUCUUUCAGUUUAUCUUCUCAGAAGCCUAUAUUUCUGGGAGUUGAAUAAGCCCUUCAGAAAAAA
Molecule: messenger RNA, 1607 nt
Organism: Lycium ferocissimum
Lineage: Eukaryota; Viridiplantae; Streptophyta; Magnoliopsida; Solanales; Solanaceae
Product: B3 domain-containing protein REM17-like
Exons: 8
Coding region: 252-1592 (446 amino acids)
Molecular function (GO): DNA binding
Source: RefSeq, a predicted model, not a curated record